Nematolebias whitei (Rio pearlfish) is the source of this 871-nucleotide messenger RNA. RefSeq names its product arrestin domain-containing protein 1. Lineage: Eukaryota; Metazoa; Chordata; Actinopteri; Cyprinodontiformes; Rivulidae. The record is from RefSeq and is a predicted model, not a curated record.
AUGAGUCCAUCAGCAGUUGUGCGCACUCAGAGCUGUCUGGAGACGACGCUGUGCAUAAGGGAAAACACUUCAUCCCCGCGGGACAUGUCAUCUGCGUCUCUGCUGGGCAGGAGCAUGUGCGCGAGCUGGUGCGCCUGCUGCAGCCGUAAUAUCCACUCCACAGACGAGAGAGUGACCUAUGAGAUGAAGAAGCCCAUUCAUGAUGUAAAGACAAUAGCCAAUGUGGAAGGAGGUGUGGUGAAGGCUGGCAGAGAGGUGGAGUGGAAAGAGCAGAUCAUCGUUCCUCCCCUCCCUCAGUCCUCCCUCGCUGGCUGUGAGCUCAUAAAGAUUGAGUAUUAUGUUAAGGUGAGUCUGAAGUCUCCAGACGUCAUGCUGAUGUUACCUAUCCACGUUGGGAAUGUCUCAUUGGACAAAAAACGAUGUUCUGUCAAAAAAGAAGUUCCUCCUUCCACUGAAAAGGCUACAGCUCCUGUUUCUUCACCAGACACCUCUGCUCCUGCCUCUUCACCAACACUACCCCCUCGUCCGGCUCCUAAACCAGCUCCCCGUCCAGCGCCGCGCUCCAGGUUGUCCUCUUACAGCUCCCCCAGUGCUCCUCCAGCUGAAUUCCCCCCAGGAGCAGAGGGUAGAAACAUUAUGAGUGAUGAUUUGUCCAACAAGCGCCAGUCUCAGCUGGUGUCGCCCCAUGCUUUCAGCUAUGCUCCCGGCCUCUUUUUCUCCCCGAACCAGCAGCCCAACGGGGCUGUGGCUGCAACUCCGAGUGGGCCGUCAGUCACAGGGGCCACAGGGUCCACUGGUCUUUACCCCCCUCUGAACAGAGCCAGCCCAACGCCAGCACCUCCAGGAUAUGGAAUCUCAUCUUUUCCACAUG